UGGUGGAAAAAAAAAAUGUUUACCCACGUCGUCGUCUCCACUGUUGUACAAGCAUUAACCUGGAAGGUGGUCAAGUUCUAAGAUCCAGUGAAAGAGAGGCUAGAAACAACAAGGAGGCAAUCAGAAACAAGCAAAGUAACCCAGUACCCAGUCUCAGUGGUGCCAUUAAGGGGGUGUUAAGCAACAUGAAAAACAACACCUACCAGCCGCAGCACCUCGGUGGUGGCUGCGGUAGUGGCAGUAGCAGCAGCAGUAGCACCACCAUCACCACCACCACCACCACCACAUCCGCCACUAUCAACCACUGCAAGUACACGGGAUGCGUCCUGAAUAACAACAACCACAGUGGCAGCAGUUGUAGCACCAGCGGUGGCAUCCUUCAUGGCAACAAAAAUCAACCACGCACGAUCAAUGGGCAGCAGCAGCAGCAGCAGCAGGGGCUACGCGUCAGUCGAAGCAGCACCCGGAAAAAGCCCUUCCAUUUCAUAUCCAACAUGUGGAAGAUGAAGAAAAUCAUCAAGUACGACGACAUUAUGUUCCACCGGGAGAUGAACUGUCGGGCACGGUCAGAACCGUCAGUAUCGACGUACAGCUGCACCGGCAAGGGUUGCCAGCGGAAGUCAUCGCCGUCGUUUUCGAUGCUCAGCCUGUCGCCGGCCAAGUUCCAGAAGUCGACCGACGACGAGCUGGAGGUGACGCGACUCCGGCUGUCCCGCAACGACAACCCGUUCGUGCAGAAGGUACUGGCCAGCCGGGACAACGUGACGACGGAUGUCAUCGAUGAUACCGAGUCGGACGAUGCGAUCCUCAUCCUCAUGUCGGACGAGUUGAACGGUGAUGCGGAAACCGAUCCCCUGGCGCUGCCGCAAGUGCACGAGCACAUGAUUCGCUCGCCACCGCCAACGUUUUGGCCCCGGGCACAAAAGACUGUCUUUAACUUUAGUGGCGGCCAGGAGGAAGCGCCAUGUCUUCAGCGAGCGGCCAAGGAUGCCGGUGUGGCGGCUACCAAGCAAUUCGGCGGACAGCGCUAGGAUAUCGCGUGGCGGGCCCGUCCCCCCGUUUCAGCAGCAUUUUGUUCGAUUCCGCUCCACCAAACAGCCACCGUCACACUCUCCUGCGUGCACCUCGCUUCUAUUUGACGCCACGCGCCAAAAGGCCAUCUCUUCCAAAAACAAAUUAAGCAGUUCAAGCGUGAACCCUGCCACCGUGCGGCUCUCCAUUUUCCCCGUUAAUCCGCCCUCCGGAAGAAAACCCCGGAAUGUGUGUACUCGCAUCGGUUGCGUUCGGUCGUUGGUGCUUGGGCCAUAGGUUUGGUGAAGGAAUAUGGGAUCCCCGAAACGGCAAAACUAUGGAUAUUCUUUACUAUAACUUGUU
Anopheles aquasalis is the source of this 1374-nucleotide messenger RNA. RefSeq lists its product as uncharacterized. The record is from RefSeq and is a predicted model, not a curated record. NCBI's taxonomy places the organism in Eukaryota, Metazoa, Arthropoda, Insecta, Diptera, Culicidae.